Molecule: messenger RNA, 366 nt
Organism: Pelobates cultripes (western spadefoot toad)
Lineage: Eukaryota; Metazoa; Chordata; Amphibia; Anura; Pelobatidae
Source: the annotation of a GenBank genome assembly
AUGUGGCCCAGUGCACACCAAGCAGGAGAGGCGGACGAUCUCCCGACCUGGAAGUGCCUACAAGCAGCCACCGCCAUACACAUGUCCCAGGCAUCACCCCCUCCUUGGACCGAUGGGGAUGAUCCCAGUCCACCCCAGGAAGGUGACCUAAACCAUGCAGGAGCACAGGUUGAAGCUUUUCAAACUGGCAGUAUCCACCGUGAUUCCCUUGACAUGGCGGAGGUUGCAUGUUUUCCUACCCCAAGCAAUGAACCGCUUGAGCUCAGAUCCAAGCUGGACAGACUCUUUGAUCAUUUCUGGAAUGCAGUAUGUGCCAACAUGCCUCACUACAAUCGAGUGAAUACUGGCAUUGACAGCCAGCAUUAA